Suillus discolor is the source of this 760-nucleotide messenger RNA. RefSeq lists its product as uncharacterized. The transcript has 11 exons. Bases 26 to 760 code for a protein of 244 amino acids. Lineage: Eukaryota; Fungi; Basidiomycota; Agaricomycetes; Boletales; Suillaceae. The record is from RefSeq and is a predicted model, not a curated record.
UUUGCUUCGAUCGCACUGGGGCAAGAUGAAAAUCAUGUAUAUCGUUACGCGAUACCUCCCCUUUAUCAUUCUCGCCAUUGAUCUAUAUAUGAGCUUUGCCCCAAAUGAGAAUCCAGCUAAAUGCCGGGUGUUGCAAAAUAUUAAUCCAGGUCUUGACCUAGUCUUGGUUAUUUUCUCCGAAUGCUUUUUUAUUCUCAGAACAUAUGCGCUCUGGAACAGAAAUAGAUUCUUGCUUGUAGCCAUGGUGCUGACCUUGUCUCUAGUGGUAGAUGUAUCAGCUAGGCUGUUCUUGGAGCUUCCACUGGCAUUACCUUCUCCACUACCAUCUCUGCAGCACAUGCGACUAGCGCAAUCCCGGGAAUCACAGGGUGCUACCGGAGUUCGAGCAAUUACUGGCUCUUUAUACCAUUUCUUCUCCUUUCUGUAUUCGAACUGGGUGGGACUCAUGAUCCUCACGCUCAUACCUGCCAUACAGAGCUGGCGGACAAAUUCAAAUGGUCUGUACGCUGUCCUGGUGAAUCAUAACAUAUCCUAUUAUGCAUGUGGUCUUCUGUUCUCGGCAGCGAACAUCUUCACAUCGCUGCUCCUCGAUUACUCCUACCACAGCGUGUUCUAUGAUUUUGAGUUCAUGAUCCUUGCAAUCCUCGCCACGCGCAUGCACCUCCAUCUCUGGAAGACGAACCGACAUCCACACGACUCUACUAGUGCCCUCGUGCAUGUUCCAAUGUCCGACAUGUCAUUUGCAAAUCACUCGGUGUGA